UUAAGCUGGUUCUCAUUGGCUUAACUUGCAAAAGUUUUGGAACUCGGCUAUGAUUUAAAUAAGUGUCCCUGAAAUUGGCUGUCUGUGCACUUCUCCCACUUUUUUCUUCCUUUCUUCCCACCAUUAACAGAUGUAUUCACUAAUUUCUUUCUUCUUUCAAAUUCACAACAUUGUCUAAACAUAAUCAUGAGCCAACAUUCUCUCUUUAAGCGUUAACUAAAGGGAGAUGUUGAUUAUCAAUUCAUUAGCACGACUGUAAAAUGCGUUUGUGCAAAUUUCCAUUUCUGAUACCUCUGCUCAACUCUUGUAAAACCUGCACUUCAUCUCUUUCCCACUGCUCCACCUUUCUUUCACCUUCCGUAAUUCAACCCAAUCAGCUUCAUUUAACUCAUCAACAACAACAAAAACGAACCCCCGAAGUACAAGAAUUUGACAUUGAUCGAACCUUAAUCGACAGAGCUUACUGGACAAGACGAAUUCACAAGCUUUGUUCUAUUGACGGCAAUGUCGACGAAGCUCUUAAACUCCUCGACGAUCUUCAACUUCAAGGCUAUCACCCCGACUCUCUUAAUCUCAGCAGUAUCAUCCACGCGCUCUGUGAUUCCCAUCGCUUUUCCGAAGCCCAUCAACGCUUCCUUCUCGCUGUUUCUUCCCAUUUUACUAUCCCUGAUGAGCGCACUUGUAACGUACUUAUUGCUCGUUUGCUUAAAGCAAUUACUCCGUAUGCAACUGUGCGUGUUAUUUCCUCUUUGUUCUUCCAGAAGCCUCAGUUUGUGCCAUCGUUGAUGAAUUACAAUCGUUUAAUCCAUCAACUUUGUGGUUUUGGAAGAAUUGUAGAUGCACAUAAGCUGUUUGUUGAUAUGAGAAAGAGAGGGCAUUCUCCUAAUGCUGUUUCGUAUACUACUUUGAUUGAUGGGUAUUGUGGGGUUGGCGAGGUAAGGGAUGCAGAGAAGCUGUUCGAUGAAAUGUCUGAAUGUGGAGUGAUACCUAAUGCUCUUACUUAUAGCGCUUUGAUUCGGGGGAUUCUUCGAAAACGGGAUAUUGAUUAUGGAAAACAACUGAUUACGAAGCUUUGGGAUGUGAUGCUUGAUGAAGAGGAUAUGCAUGUGAACAAUGCAGCAUUCUGUAACGUGAUCAAUUGCUUGUGUAGGGAAGGGUUCUUCCAUGAAGUGUUUAAUAUCGCUGAAGAUAUGCCUCAGGGUGAAAAUGUGGCUCGGAGUUUUGUAUAUGCCCAAAUGAUAGAUUCACUUUGUAGAUUUGGGAGGUAUAAUGGAGCUGCUAGGAUAGUUUAUGUGAUGAGAAAACGAGGGUUUAAUCCAAGCUUAGUGUCAUAUAAUACAAUUGUACAUGGUCUUGUUAAAGAAGGCGAUUGUUUCAGGGCAUAUCAGUUGUUGGAGGAAGGGAUUCAAUUUGGCUACUUGCCGUCAGAAUUCACUUAUAAGUUAUUGGUAGAAGGUCUGUGUCAUGAAAAUGAUCUUGUUAAGGCCAAGGAAGUCCUCAAUGUGAUGUUAAAUAAGAAAGACCUCGACAGAACAAGGAUUUAUAAUAUAUAUCUCAGAGGUCUUUGUGUUGUUGACAAUCCAACUGAGCUUUUAAAUGUCCUUGUCACCAUGCUUCAAACUCAAUGUCAACCAGAUGUGAUCACCCUGAAUACUGUUAUUAAUGGCUUCUGCAAAAUGGGAAGAGUUGAGGAGGCGCAAAAGGUUUUCAAAGAUAUGAUGGUGGGGAAGUUUUGUGCCCCGAAUGGUGUCACGUUCACAACUGUUAUUAGCGGUUUUUUAAAACUCGGGAAGGUUGAGGAAGCUCUUGCAUUAUUGGAUGUAGUUAUGCCUGAAAAAGGUUUAAAGCCCAACGUUGUAACAUAUAAUGCAGUUAUCCAGGGGUUAUUCAAGUUACAUAGGGUCGAUGAAGCUAUGGAGAUUUUCCGUAGCAUGGUAAGUGGUGGCAUCGCUGCUGAUUGCACGACGUAUACUAUUAUUAUUGAUGGAUUGUUUGAAUCCAACAAAGUUGAUGAAGCCAAAAGAUUCUGGAAUGAUGUAGUUUGGCCCUCAGGAGUUCAUGACAGUUACUUAUAUGCUGCCAUUCUCAAGGGGCUUUGUCGCUCUGGCAAAUUGAAUGAUGCUUGUGAUUUCUUAUAUGAGCUAGUAGAUUGUGGGGUUACUCUUUGUGUCGUCAAUUACAACAUUGUUAUUAAUGGUGCUUGCACAUUGGGUUUGAAGAGAGAAGCUUAUCAGAUUCUUGGUGAAAUGAGAAAGAAUGGACUAGAACCUGAUUCUGUAACAUGGAGAAUUCUGGAUAAAUUGCAUGGCAAUUUUGAAAAUGAGUUCUGCGAGGAUUUGACAUGUAAUCAAGUGGGGGUGUAAGAUAAUUCGGUUGUUGAAGAACUUUGGUUUCAAACAAAGAGUAACGGUUACAUGAGUUGUCUAAGUUGUCUUAGACAUGAACCCUGUUAAACUGUUGUCUCUGGAGAUAUUUAUGUUUUCAUGAUAAUAGGAUGUCUUUUAUAGUAAAAGCGGUAUUACUCAUGAUGAAAUGAGAUAUUGCUUCUGCUACAUAUCUGAUCCUGGAAUACCGAUGGAGAGAGCAUUGGAUGUCUGAGACUGACCAGUUAUACAGAAUCCAAACUGUUUAGCAGGAGAUUGAUCAUUUACAAGGAGCGAGGUAAAAGAAGAAAAGAAACUGCAACAUAUCUAUGAACUACUCAGAGAAGUAGUGGGAAGGUGGUUCAUCGUAUUAGAUGAAUGUACUUCUUGUUUAAUAUCUCUUCAAUAUAUUACUCAUAGCCAUUAUGAUUUUUUUUAUUUUUUAUAAGUUUUUAAUUUACACAUUCAUCUCAAAUUAACUCAAUAACGAGAUGUAUUCCCUUCUAUCUGAAUGUACUAUUUCUAUAAUGGUCAAGCAAAAUUUGAUGAUUCAUUAUCUGAGAGUUUCCUUCUUUUA
Molecule: messenger RNA, 2940 nt
Organism: Lycium ferocissimum
Lineage: Eukaryota; Viridiplantae; Streptophyta; Magnoliopsida; Solanales; Solanaceae
Product: pentatricopeptide repeat-containing protein At3g18020
Exons: 1
Coding region: 261-2363 (700 amino acids)
Molecular function (GO): protein binding
Source: RefSeq, a predicted model, not a curated record